AUGAAAGUAGCCAACCAAGAAUCUGGCGCGAAGGGCAAAGAAGGAUCGCUCGGGCAGUCGCCAACAACCAUCAACGAGCGAAAGUUGAUGGCCAAGAUUGACUGGCAUGUCCUUCCAUGUUUGUGUGUCAUGUUUCUGCUGGCAUUCCUAGAUCGUAUUAACAUCGGCAAUGCGGUGGUUUUGGGUUUGAAGGAAGACUUGCACAUUCAAACAGGCACGAAAUACAACACUGCCUUGACCAUCUUCUUCGUGCCUUACAUUAUCUUUGAAAUUCCGUCGAAUAUCCUUCUGAAGAAAUUGAAGCCGCAUGUGUGGUUGCCAUUUUGCAUGUUCGGCUUUGGUCUGGUCACGGUCUGUCAAGGCCUUGUGUCAAACUGGGGCGGAUUAAUGACGACUCGCUGGUUCCUCGGCAUGCUUGAAUCGGGCUUGUCUCCUGGAUGCUACUACCUUAUUGGCAUGUGGUAUAAACGCAGCGAAGCGCAGAAGCGAUUUAGCUUGUUCUUCAACUCAUCAACUAUCGCCGGUGCGUUUGGCGGGUUGCUUGCAAGCGGAAUCGGGAAAAUGGACGGACUGUGUGGCUAUCGCGGCUGGCGCUGGGUGUUUAUCAUCGAGGGCGUGAUCACCUGCCUCGUUGCGAUGACCUGUUUCUUCAUCGUCCCAGGAUUUCCUGAGGACGCAAAGUGGCUCAGCGAGCAAGAGAGGCUGUUCAUACUUUCCAAGCUGGCGGACGAUGUGGGCAAAGCUGCCAGACACGCGCGCAUUGGAUGGCGCGAUGUUCUGGCUUUUUUCAAAGAUUGCAAGCAUGCUUUCUUCGCCAUGACGGAUAAUCGCUAA
This is a messenger RNA of Aspergillus pseudoviridinutans, 834 nucleotides long. RefSeq lists its product as uncharacterized. The record is from RefSeq and is a predicted model, not a curated record. Gene Ontology annotation, cellular component: plasma membrane. Gene Ontology annotation, biological process: transmembrane transport. The coding region runs from base 1 to 834 and encodes 277 amino acids. The transcript has 5 exons. Gene Ontology annotation, molecular function: transmembrane transporter activity. NCBI's taxonomy places the organism in Eukaryota, Fungi, Ascomycota, Eurotiomycetes, Eurotiales, Aspergillaceae.